Messenger RNA from Mugil cephalus (flathead mullet), 1799 nucleotides. RefSeq names its product guanine nucleotide binding protein-like 3 (nucleolar)-like (gene gnl3l). Gene Ontology annotation, molecular function: GTP binding. Bases 70 to 1758 code for a protein of 562 amino acids. The transcript has 15 exons. The record is from RefSeq and is a predicted model, not a curated record. Gene Ontology annotation, cellular component: nucleolus. Lineage: Eukaryota; Metazoa; Chordata; Actinopteri; Mugiliformes; Mugilidae.
GCGUCGUGGAGUGCGCAUGUCCGCCUUCCUGUCGCACACGUGAAGACAGACCAGAUCCAACCUGGAGACAUGUCCAAAGCCAAACAGAAACGGGCCAAACGUCUCGGCUUCGCUGGGAAGUUUAAGACUCAAGACGGACGGAAGGGCGAUGCUUCAGGGCGGACAAAGACCACAGAACAGUCAGGCGCAAAGCAUGACCACAGAAAACCGGAGGAAGUUCGGAGGCAAAGGCUUCAGGACCUCCAGGAAAAGCAGAAGUUGUCGAGAGAGCGAGAGCUGAUGAAGAGGAGGAAUUUGCAAAGCUUCCAGAAUGACAUCCUACAGCGGCAAAGAGAGUUUGAGCAGAAGGAGGCAGAGAUGCAGGGUUUGGAGAAGCAUGUUAACUUUGAAAACGAAAAUUCAAGAAAGGCAUAUUACAGAGAAUUUAAAAAGGUUGUGGAGGCUUCAGAUGUGAUUUUGGAGGUUUUGGAUGCACGUGACCCUCUCGGCUGCAGAUGUCCUCAGGUGGAGCAGGCAGUGAUUCAGAGUGGAACGAACAAGAAGAUAGUGUUAGUCCUGAAUAAAAUAGAUUUGGUGUCAAAGGAAAUUGUUGAAAAGUGGAUAAAAUAUCUUCGUAAUGAGUUUCCCACGGUGGCUUUCAAAGCAUCUACUCAGCAACAAGCUAAGAACUUGAAACGCAGUAAUGUACCAGUGACACAAGCCACCACAGAGCUUCUCAGCAGCAGCGCUUGCAUUGGAGCAGACUGCUUGAUGAAGCUGCUUGGCAACUACUGCCGCAACCUAGAUAUAAAGACAGCCAUCACUGUAGGUGUUGUAGGUUUUCCUAAUGUGGGGAAGAGUAGUUUGAUCAACAGUCUGAAACGGGCACGAGCGUGUAGUGUUGGAGCCACUCCUGGCGUCACCAAGUGUCUUCAAGAGGUGCAUUUGGAUAAACACAUUAAACUCCUGGAUUGUCCCGGUAUUGUCAUGGCAACAUCAACGACAGAUGCAGCAAUGAUUCUUCGUAACUGUGUGAAAAUUGAACAGCUUGUCGAUCCCAUGCCCCCUGUUGAAGCCAUCCUUCGACGAUGCAACAGGGCACAGAUCAUGGAGCACUAUGGCGUUGCAGACUUUCAGACAGCUCAGGAGUUCUUGGCUUUGCUCGCUCGGCGUCAAGGCAAACUGAGGAAGGGAGGACUGCCCGACACAGAUAAAGCAGCCAAGAGUGUAUUAAUGGACUGGACAGGGGGAAGGAUCAGCUACUUCACACACCCUCCAGAGACACACACUCUGCCCACUCACGUCAGCGCUGAGAUCGUUACAGAGAUGGGUAAAGCCUUUGACUGGGAUGAGCUGGAAAAAGGAAAUCAGGAGGUUCUUGCAGAGUCAUCUUGUCCUGACAUCCAAAUGGGAUUCUGCAUGGAAACCGCAGGAAUGACACAAGGUGACCAGACUGAGUCAAACUGCGACCUGGAAAUUGAAGGGGAGUCAGUGCAAGAGUUGACAUUUAAAGAUGCAACUGAAUCUAUGGAGGAUGAUCAGGAUCCAGAGUUUGGACCAAUGACAGUGGAGAUAAAAUCACAGAAGAAGAACGACUUGCCUGCGAAUGAAGCUGCAUCCAGGGCUCCAGAUUUGAAGGAUAUCUUGAAUGUAGAUCCUCUACAGCAGGGCCAGGCACUACUGGCUGCCAGGAAGAAGAGGAAGAAGCAACAGAAAAGAGCUGACAAAAUUGCCACCAAGCUCUCUGACACACUGACAUCUGCAAUGGAUUUCUUUUGACAGCUGAUUAAAAUAAAAGUUUGAAGGGGUUCAAAGGAAAA